Messenger RNA from Papaver somniferum (opium poppy), 1794 nucleotides. Its product is annotated as choline/ethanolaminephosphotransferase 1-like. NCBI's taxonomy places the organism in Eukaryota, Viridiplantae, Streptophyta, Magnoliopsida, Ranunculales, Papaveraceae. The record is from RefSeq and is a predicted model, not a curated record. The coding region runs from base 211 to 1380 and encodes 389 amino acids. Gene Ontology annotation, molecular function: phosphotransferase activity, for other substituted phosphate groups. Gene Ontology annotation, biological process: phospholipid biosynthetic process. The transcript has 19 exons. Gene Ontology annotation, cellular component: membrane.
UUUUUCCUCUUUUGUCUUUGGCUUCUUUUUAGUUUAUUCAUUCACUUAUUGUAAGAACCAACGAGCGGGAGAGAAGAACCAUUCUUUCAAUCUCGCGGCCACAAAACUUGGAUUCCCUGAUCUCUGUUUUCCAUCUUCCUAUCCGAUCUCGACAGCACUAUCUCAAGAAAUCUACUGGAUUGGUUAGAUCCUUCUUGAGAGAGUUUGAAGAUGGGUUAUGUUGGGGUACAUGGAGUUGCUGCGUUGAAAAGACACAAAUACAGUGGUGUAGAUAAUUCGCUUGUUGCGAAAUACAUCUUACAACCCUUUUGGACUCAUUGCGUUACUUUGUUUCCACUUUGGAUGCCACCAAAUGUGAUAACACUUAUUGGUUUUACAUUCUUAUUUACUUCAGCACUCCUUGGUUACGUGUAUGCUCCUUUUUUGGAUGUACCACCUCCAAGAUGGGUACAUCUUGCACACGGAUUGCUUCUUUUCUUAUACCAGACAUUUGAUGCUGUUGAUGGUAAGCAAGCUAGACGAACAAAUUCCUCCAGUCCCUUGGGGGAACUUUUCGACCAUGGAUGUGAUGCACUUGCAUGUGCGCUUGAAGCCUUGGCUUUUGGGAGCACUGCGAUGUGUGGAAAGAGUGCUUUCUGGUUUUGGGUUAUUGCAGCUGUUCCAUUUUACGGUGCAACUUGGGAGAACUAUUUCACCAAUACGCUUCUUCUUCCGGUGGUAAAUGGACCCACUGAAGGUCUCAUGUUGAUAUACUUGACCCACGUCUUUACCUUUUUCGUUGGUGCUGAAUGGUGGGUUCAACAGUUUGGGGUGUCUAUUCCUUUAUUGAGUUGGGUACCUUUUAUUUCUGAAAUCCCGAUGUACAGAGUUGUUUUGCUUCUGAUGACUGCUUUUGCUGUUAUACCAACUGUUAUCUUCAACAUAUACAAUGUCCAAAAGGUCGUUCAAGCAAGAAAAGGAAGCAUGUUCCUGGCAUUAGCAAUGCUUUGCCCCUUCAUCAUACUCUUAGGAGGAAUACUAGUCUGGGAUUAUUUGUCCUCAGCUGAUUUCAUCAGGAAAUAUCCGCAUUUAGUCAUAUCAGGAAGUGGACUUGCAUUUGGAUUCCUUGUGGGGAGGAUGAUUCUGGCUCAUAUGUGUGAUGAACCCAAGGGAUUGAAAACUGGAAUGUGCAUGUCACUACUGUAUCUUCCUUUUGCUGUAGCAAAUGCGCUCACUGCCAAGCUCAAUGAUGGAGUUCCUUUAGUUGAUGAAAGAUUGGUGGUUGUUGGCUACUUUAUCUUCACAGUAUCACUGUACCUCCACUUUGCGACAUCAGUCGUUCACGAAAUUACUGCCGCCUUGGGUAUCUGCUGUUUCAGGAUAACCAGCAAAAAGGCGUAAAGAUUCCACGACGGUGAAGUCCGAUUAUUUGCUUCAAGCUUUGGUGGUCCAGAAACUACGUAUUAUCUAUCAUUUAACUUUUCCCGAUGCUGUGAACUGCUAACAAACUAAUUAACACCCGCAAGCAAAUUGGCGGUGUAUUUAAGUAGUCAACUUUUGUGAAUGUUCUUUUUUGUUGAUCUGUAGUUCUGGUUAUCCUCAAAAAAGGUUUGAUUGUUCUUAGAAAUAAUAUUUUUAACCUUACACAAUGGUAAAAUGGAUGUUUCAUUCAAGGUAGUUAAUUUCGGAUUCCGGUUUAUCUCGGUCCCGAGCGAGACACUGGUACAACAUUGUCUCGGGGAGAUUCCGCUUUCAAAUUUCGGUGUAAUUUCGGUUCCAACUUUUAUAAUAAGAAGUGUUUGUUGCCAGGUUCAA